Molecule: messenger RNA, 4476 nt
Organism: Schistosoma intercalatum
Lineage: Eukaryota; Metazoa; Platyhelminthes; Trematoda; Strigeidida; Schistosomatidae
Source: the annotation of a GenBank genome assembly
UAUGAAACCUGGCUACUAAAAUCUGAAUACUUAAGUAAACAGUGUAGUUUAAUACACACGGCGAUAUGAGUUGUUUAUUAGCCUCUUUUUCACUUAGCAAGCAGUACCAUUAUUGGAGGGCCAUUUGAUAAUGUCAUCUGCUCGUCGGAUUUGUGAGAAACCCAGACGUAGUGAGAGUCAUGAUUCUCAAAAUUCUAAUAAAUAUUCUACACCAAGUUCGCAGUCAGAAGUAACGAGAUGUAAAAAGGAGAAUACACACUGCCGAACUCCUGAAGGUGAGAAUAAUGGAAAACAUACAGAGUUCAGUAGUAGGGAAAGUGACUACGGUUCACAGUCAACACGUAGUUCUUUAUCGUUCGCUGUUAAACGUUCUGGUUUGUCAAAUAAACUCUCCCAUACUGCGCACUUUGAACGCAACAAUUCAAACGAUCAAAGCGAGAUCGAGUCUUACCCAUGUGAUAGUAAAUCUGAAUCAUCACAUACAGAUUGUAAAUCUAACCAGAGGGAGUGCCGUACCAAAAACAAUGCAAUUGCUAAAUCUUCGUUGAGUACGAGACGCACUCUUUCAGCUCGUAUUCCUGAUGAUGAUUGUUGCGGUCAAAAAAGUGCUAAGUCACCGUACAAAAAAUGUAAGAAAAGUGAUACUAGUACUUACCAUACUCCUACUAAUUCUCGUGAGCGUGAAAAGUCAAAAAGCAGUUUUGAUGCUGCAGAUCAUAUUUCAAGUAAUGCAGGCGAUAGAAGUCCUUCCAGUAGAUACUCUAUAUCGGUUAAACAGAGCUCAGAUGUCUGUAUAUCUUAUUCCGAAAAACAUGCAUCAUACUCUGAUCAAAAACGAAAUGAAGUUGGUUCAAAUACACUUGUCGCUUAUAAUAGUACUGAUGACGAAUUGCCUCAUGGUAAUAAAGAACAUUCACAUGUGAAACGUAAAAUAAGGCGGAAGGUUGAUGAUCAGUCACAUCGUAAAGAUCAUAGUUUGUCGGAAACUCGUCCUAGCAAUCUUAGUUCGUCGUCAAAUCAACUAACUCCUGGGAAGACAAAUAGCGUCAGAGUUAUCAAAGGUACUGCCAGAUCUACGUGGGAUUCAAGUGAUAGUGAUUUUGACUCUUCAGUUGUACGUACUGAAAAAUUUAGUGAAAAUGAGCAUACCACCUCUCCAGAUAACCACCAGAAAUCAAAUUCCUUAGAAUCCUCACAUAAAGCGUCUCGUCCCUUAAACAAGUCCAGUCUGUCAAAAGAAGAAAAAAGUGAUUUAACUACGAAAAAAAAGGAUUGUAGGCACCAAGAUGGUUCUAGCAAAUGUGAUCCAGUCAAUUCGAAUGAAUCGCGUCCGAAAUUAUCUGAUAGAGAUUCACAUCACAGAAGAUGUAGAAAGAAUUCAGAUCGUCACCACUCCACAAGUUGUCGAAGGAGGUCUGUUUCAUCAGGAGGUUCUGAUGGCUCUCGAUGUUGCAACAAUCGAGGAACCUCUCGCACAAAGAGCACUAUUGAAGGUGUAACACAGAAAAAUCGUAAACGUUCACGCUCUCGUAGAUCAUCCUCUUAUCAUUCUUCUGCCAGUAGGUCGCGUUAUUCCUCUCGUUCAGAAUCUUCUCAUAAAUACGAUCGACACAAACGUAAUUAUAAUGAGUCAAAGUCCUACAGUUCUAGGUCGUCUGCUCGUACUUCUCGUUCAUUUCGCUCAAGUUACAGUUCAAGAUCAAGCUCUGUAAGAACUCGACGCCAUAGACAUGUUAGAUCUUUUUAUCGGAGAAGGCAUAGGCGUAGAAGCUACUCUCUUCGUUCACGAUCUCGCUCAAGGAGUUGGCAUUCAACAGAUUCCAGUUUUUCUUCGCAGUCUUCUCUCUCGUCACGUUCUCGUUAUUUUUCACGUCGAAAUACCUCUAAAAAUCGUUCUCUUUCUCGUCGUUCUCGUACUCCUUUAUACCGACCCACUUCAUCUAUUACAAAAGUUUCAGAAGAUAAUUUACGAACUCCACCAGAACAUCGUCUCGCUCGUCUUGGCGUUGGACCAGUGAGUAAAGAUAAUAUAUCAGAUAGUAGGAUGAAUAGUCCUUAUACUGACCCGAAGUCCAUUUCCUACAUACCAAGCGUCGAUGAGACAGUUUCGGCAGCUGUCAAUAGAGUUGUGGGCGGAGAGAAAUCCAAGUAUCGAAAAUCAUCACAUGAAUCUACUACAACAAAUAAUAACAAUGACAGUAACAAUUUAAAACCUAUCCACAAUUCUAAAUCAUCUGUUGAACGUAAUAGUGAUUCACAUUCACAACCACCGUCUUCAUCUGGUGUAGUACAGUCAAGUAAUAAAACUUCCAGUCCUUCGGUGCUCGUUGAUAUACCACUACCUCAAGAUGCACACCAUCAAACCAUUGAUAAUUCAGACAGCAGAAGUCAUACGAAUAAAUCUGUCCCUUAUAUCGGACCACAGGUUCCUCCAGAACUAGCCAAACGCUUCGGCUUAUCAGUUAGUGACACUACAACAAAGUUGGAGGUCGGUGAUCCUCUAACCUCAGUUUCAAGUGGUAACUAUGUGGAGAUUAGUUCGAAUUCUAUCCAAUUACAAAAUACUCCUAAUUCAUCCUCUGUUACCGUUUUGGUCACGUCAUCUGCUAAAAGUAGUAAUGCUCCGGAGGUAGCCAAUUUCAACCCUCCAGAAUUUACAAUUCCACCUGAACAAGUUGAAUUAUAUAGACCGUUACAAGAGCAAGCUAAAGAACAUGCUUUACGUCGGAGUGGGAUUCUGAUGCCUGAUGAGUCAAGAUUAAAUCAAAUUCCCUGUGAAUAUAGUUUUCUACAACAGCAACAAGUACAACGACAGUUAGCGCUUCUUCAACAACAACAGCAACAAAGUCAAGCCUCCAUUGUAUUUACUCCUGCUAAUGUUAUUUAUUCAUCUCCUUCGUUACUACCCUUAUAUGCUGCUGCUAAUACUCCAUUAAUCUCAACCAUACCAAGUGGUAGCAUAACUACUCCUGGUAAUAUUAAUGUCACUGAAACCGCAGUUCCACAACAAUUAUCAGCUGAAGCAAUACUUUUAAAGCAACAACAGUUGCAACAACAACAACAGUUAUCUGCUCUGUGUGGAGCUACUUAUCAACAUCAGGCUAAUGGAAAUGAAGCUUCACAAAUAUAUCUCGGAUCUGUCAAUAAUCCACAUAUUACAUCCAGUCUAACAAUAGAGCAGCCUAAUACAUCCACAUCAUUCUCUGGUAACGUUAGACCGGAAGUCAAUCAGUUAUCUGCAUCCAUUCAGCAAGCACAAUUACAACAACUAAUUGCGGCAGCCGCAUUACAAUCAGCUGUUCAAGCUAAUAACAAUAAUAAUAUUCAUUCCUCAGCAAAUACAAUUCAGUCAGUCAAUCACCAACAGUUACUGAACCAAUUGAUUGCUCAACAAUCUCAGAUAUCUGGAUUCAAUAUUGCUCCAAAUCUAGUAACAGCUUCUCUGUUAGCUGCACAACACCAACAAAAGCAGUUAAUAGCUCAAUGGCAAAAACGUGCUCUUGCUUUGGCAACAGCAAGUCCUGCUGGUGAUCAGUUAAAGAGCGCUCAAGAAAGACGACUUCCUGUCAUCACUCCAUCCGCUGCUACUCCUGCUAAUUUGACUGUCGCUACUCCUACUAGUUUAGCUUCUAUCAUUAACGCUGCCAAUUCAUUACCAGCUGCAUUACAGUUAGGCCUCUUAAGAUCUGGUCUCAAUACUUCUAUUCUUUCCAGUGGUGCAGUAAAUCCAUCGACCCAAAAUCAAAUAGCUUCUAUGGUUGCAAUAAUUGCUGCAGCACAACAGCACCAGCAGCAACAACAGUGUCAACAAGCUACAGCUCUUUCAAAUUCUCACCAAACUCUUGGUGCGAGUUCAACACAAUUUCCUGUCUCUUCUUCAAAUUCAGAGUUUUCCGGUACUGCUGUACAGUCAAAUCUAUUACCGCAGCAAUUGCAACAGCGUUUAUUAUCGUUGCAAGCGUCAAUUUUACAUCAGAGACAACAACAACAAUUAGCUUCAAUGAAUAAUGCAGCACUAUUACAAGCUGUGAUUGCCUCAUCCCAACAACAACAACAACAACAGCAAAUUGUUCAAAGUCAAUUUCAGCAACAACAACAACAAGCAGCUCUUGCUGCUAUUUUAGCUGCACAAAGAAAACAACAACAAGCAACUCAAGAUCGUUUAAAUAAACAAAUGUGAUGAAUUAUGAAUAUAAUCUUUGAUUUAUUGACUUGUAAAGAUAAUGAAAAUUGUAUAUACUAAUCAAUUAGUCAGUAUAUAACAAUAUGUUGGUUUUUUCUCUUUCUGUAUGAUAUUUUAUAUAUAGUUUUAAUUUGUAUGAUUACAGUUUGAUAUUAAUUACUUUCUGCCCCGUAGUUUUGGUACAUUUCUAAAGUACUUGACUACAAGAAGUUUCUUAUCUAUAUUUUAUAAAUUAGGGAUAUCUUAUACUAAAACGGGUGGAAUUAAUGUCAUAUAACACGGUUAGCCUAACU